UAUUUUUAGUUUAUUAUUAUAUUUUUUAAACGCCUAAACUAUUUAACUAAUAGUAACGUCCGAUUAAUCGUUUUAGACGGUUUUAGGUGUUAGACGUUGAGUCAUCGUCACCUAGCACCUAGCACUUUUCUUUAACUCUGGGAAUAGUUUUUUUUUCAUUGUAUUUAAAUUUUUUUUAUCAAUACUGUAUUUUAAGUUCGUUAUUAUAUAUGAACGUGUACAUAUACUUUUCCUCGUCAUAAGGCCGAUCCCUGCUUAUUAAAACAACUUAACAAGAUUAUUUUAUGAAAAGAAGUUAAAAGAACACGAGUUAGCAAUAGCGUCGACGUGUGUUCGAGAGAUCACGAGAUGUAACAAUAAAAAGCUGGUUACUUUGCUUUACAUAACAUCUCCAUCUCAAUUUCUACAUAUUCUUUCCGUAAUUUAGUUAGUCUCUUGUUUACUCAUGUCGAAAUGUGUCUCAGCUUCUCCUACCUCCCAAGCAUUCAUAUCUCUAGUUAUCUAUAUAUUUACCCUCACGUAUAUAUUGAAUCCGAUAUUCUAUGGUAUAUUCCAGAAACAAUAAUCAAUCGUAGAUGUCUACUUUUAUAGCAAAGAGUCUCGGGUCCAUUGUCUCUAUUGUAGCAAGAUUUUUCUCUUUCCGACGCCGUCCUAAGUCUAAUACAAGACCCACCACACAUAUCAGCUACUUCAGGAUGUCUAAGAAACGCCCACUUUCUUUGCAGACGGUUGAUCUCAAGGUCAGGAUGUGUUGCACUGGUUGUGUCAGGAUCGUUAGGAAGGCAAUCUCAAAACUCCGAGGAGUUGAUUCAGUAGAGGUGGAGAGAGAGAUGGGAAGAGUGAGAGUGGUGGGAUACGUCGACAGAAACAAAGUGCUCAAAGCCGUGAGACGAGCCGGGAAGAGAGCUGAGUUUUGGCCAUACCCUGAGCCUCCACUUUACUUCACAUCUACUCAAAACUAUUUUGUUGAUCCCUCAAAAGAGUUUAAAGAGAGUUAUAACUAUUACAGACACGGUUACAAUGGUACGGAACAACAUGGUAAUAUCCCUGUAGGUAGUCGUGGAGACGACAGGGUUAGUAAUAUGUUUAAUGACGAUAACGUCAAUGCAUGCAGUGUCAUGUAGCUGCUUAAAAACGACUGAAAACUUGACGCAAAACUAAAUACUAAUAGAAUAAAACAUGAGAAGUUCUUUUUUUUCUUCUAAUUUGUAUUGCAACAUUUUAUGAUGUGUAAAACAAAAUUACUGUUGUAAGAAAAAUCAAAGAUUCAAUGUGGAGUGUACACAAUGUCGACAUGAAGUGAUAAAUAACAAGAGAAGAGGGUUCAAAAGAGUUCAAGAGACUUCAAAAAUAAACACAGUAACUCCGUGAAUAGUAACUUCAAUUGUUUUGGUUGCUCUACAAAAAUAAACCUACUAAUAAUCUUUUAGCCACCAUUGUAAAAUUAAAGGAAAUCAAUUUUUUUCUUCUCUUUCUUGUUCUUCAUGUUCUUCAGUUUCAAGCAAGUAAACCAUUCUAAAUCUUUCUCUAACUGUUGAACCGAUGAAUAAGGUGGGAGUUUGUCCAUUGGAAAGCAAAACCUGUACUACAACCUGGAUAUAUAUGUACUCUAGGGAAAUCAGUUAAUUCAUACGUCAACAGAGUCCAACGAUCUCGAUCAGUACAUGUACACAUGAGCUGUGUAGAUACAUACACCAACACUUAAUUAAUUCACAUUCAAUACACGAACUAAAAAAUACAGUUUUCAAAUACAUUGACCAAUUGUCCUUUACUCAACAUUAUUUUUCUGUUUUUAAAUAUUAAUUUAAAAUAAUUAAAAUUUAUUAAUCAGGAUUUAUGUAAAAUUAUAGUUUUGUAAGUGCAUAUAUUAAGAAUAUUUAUGUAAUAUCAAUUUAGAAAGAAUUACAUUUCAUUUAAAAAUAUAUCAGGUAAAAUUUAUUCUGGUACAAUUCAUUUUAUUUUAAGUUUCAUAAUAUUAUCUAAAUUUUUGAAAA
Molecule: messenger RNA, 1994 nt
Organism: Brassica napus (rape)
Lineage: Eukaryota; Viridiplantae; Streptophyta; Magnoliopsida; Brassicales; Brassicaceae
Product: heavy metal-associated isoprenylated plant protein 44
Exons: 3
Coding region: 576-1124 (182 amino acids)
Molecular function (GO): metal ion binding
Source: RefSeq, a predicted model, not a curated record